Messenger RNA from Cucumis sativus (cucumber), 2603 nucleotides. RefSeq names its product protein ROOT PRIMORDIUM DEFECTIVE 1. Gene Ontology annotation, molecular function: RNA binding. Lineage: Eukaryota; Viridiplantae; Streptophyta; Magnoliopsida; Cucurbitales; Cucurbitaceae. The transcript is spliced from 2 exons. Bases 129 to 1388 code for a protein of 419 amino acids. The record is from RefSeq and is a predicted model, not a curated record.
AGAAAAGAUGAUGGUCAGAAAAAUAGAACAUAAAAUCUAACGGACCAAAGAGCACAUUAUGGGCACAAUUCUGGCCUUCUUCUUGUUUUCAAGUUCUAGGUGAGCACAAUACAUGUACGAUUUCAUCGAUGAGGUAUGCAAUUUUAUUUGAAUCCCCAAUUUUUCUUUCAAAACCUACUUUUUCCAGAAUCCCAUUUGGUCCCUUCAAUCAUUUCUGUCAAAAAAGAUGGAGAAAGCCAAUAGUGAACGCUCAAACUCGGUUAGAAGACAGAACAAGGGACCUCAAGCUCGACAAACUCGCAACCCAGCUCAAAAAAUUUAGGGUCAUCCUCAAACUCUACGAGCUCAUGAACAAUCGGAAACGCGGCCCUUUCGUCUCCUUACAAAUCAUGUCUCGUUGGAGAAACAUUGUUGGUGUCAGAAUCGGAAUUGGGGAGUUUCUUCAUAAGUACCCCCAUUUGUUCGACUUAUUUCCUCAUCCGGUAAGGAGGAAUUUAUGCUGUAGAAUCACUGGAAAGAUGACUGCCUUGAUGAAACAAGAGGAGAAUGUUAUUAACGAUAUGGAAAUCGAGACUGUACAGCGAUUGAAGAAGUUGCUAAUGAUGUCUGUGAAUGGGACUCUCCAUGUUCAUGCUUUGAGACUAAUCAGCAGGGAAUUGGGGUUGCCUGAUGGGUUUAGAGAAUCGAUUCUUGAGAAGUAUUCUGAUGAUUUUAGAUUGGUUGAUUUGGAGAUUGUUGAAUUGGUUGAGAAACAUAAGAAUGGAGCUAUUGCUGAGGUUGAAAAAUGGAGGGAGAGAGAGUUUAGAGAGAAAUGGCUGAGCGAAUUCGAUGUCAAAUAUGCAUUUCCUAUCAAUUUCCCAACUGGGUUUAUAAUAGAAGGUGGUUUUAGAGAGAAACUGAGGAAUUGGCAGAGGCUUCCAUAUACACAGCCAUAUGAGAAGAGACAAGGCUUUGGUCAUCGUUCUUCUGGGGGGGUUCAGCGCCAUGAGAAGCGAGCUGUGGCUGUACUUCAUGAGCUUUUGAGCUUGACUGUGGAAAAGCUGGUUGACGUGGAGCGACUUGUCCAUUUUAGGCGUGAUUUCGCCAUUGAAGUCAAUAUCCGCGAGCUUCUACUGAAGCACCCAGGAAUAUUCUACAUAUCAACCAAGGGGACCACCCAAAUUGUUUUCCUUAGAGAGGCUUAUGCUAAAGGGUGCUUGGUAGAGCCUAAUCCAAUAUACAUUGUUAGAAGGAAGAUGCAGGACCUUGUUUUGUUGGGUCGCCGACACACGAAGCAGUUGGAAUCAUCCAUGGAAAUCAAGGAGAAUGACAAUGCAACCGAAAAUGGAGACUGGCUAUCUAAAAGUGAAGGAAGUUGGGUCUUGCCAAUACUACAGGGCUUCGAUUGAGGGAUGUGGUUCAAAUAUAUCGUAAAAUUGAUGGUUUGUGCAUUGUUUAAGGGUGAGUGAAGAAGGAACUGUGUUCAUGGUAGAAGCAAAUUGUUUGUCUGAUGAUGUUUGAAUGAAUCCACCCACUCAAGGGGAACAAAGAAACCAGCCUUUAAGACAACACUGAAGUUCUUGCUGCUGCUUAAGAGCCGGGCUUUAACAACUAUUCUUGUAGGACUCGAGCUUGUAUGAAGCAGCAUACCCAUGGACAAAGCUGGCUGAUCUAAAAAGCAUAUGGAGGUAACCACUCUUCAAAACUGACACUGGUUUCAAAAAUAAAGCAAUCGGGAGACCACAAAUUCGAGACCCUUUUUUUCCUUUUCUUUCUCUGGAUUUGAAACCAAGCACCCAUUAGGAAAAAUAAAAGAAUAUACAAGAACCUACAAAAAAAGGACUCCAAUCCAAAAAAAAUCUAUUAACCUGUCCAUGAAGACACAUUAAACCUCACAGCCACCCAGACCUCCCCAAAAGACUUCUCCAUCCCUCUAAAACUUUUACUGUUCCUCUCAAGUCACACUCUAAAAGAUAGCACAUUGACAAGUCUACCAAAAAACCUCUUCCUUUUAUCUUGAUAGGAGGACAAUGAAUUCGACCCUUUUUAUUUCACCUUUAUUUGAAUGGUAGCAAGUCAUCUCUGGAUUACGAGCUGGAGUGAAGUUUGGAUGCAGAAAGCCAUGUCAAUGAAAAUGAAGUUUGGAUGCAGAAAGCCUAUUGAGGAAUGCAGGUGGACAAAAAGUCUUUUGACACUCCAAGAAAUUUGGUUAUUUUGUUUGAGACAAACGUGGGCAACUGAAUAGAAACAACCAGAAGGAAUAGUGUUGUAUGAUGAAAUGAUGAACUUGUUGAAAAAAGGACUACAAGUUUCUUGAGCCUGCUUCCCUCAAUCAAACCAUCACAUUGUCUUCAAUUCAAGGGAUUUACUAUGAGGAUCAAAGGAAAAGGACAUGCUUCUGUUUUCUUCACUUGCAUUAUGUUUGAUGCUCUUCAGAUUAUAAUAAAGAAGAGGUAUGUGCUGUUCAACUUUAACUGUAUAAGUUUCUUUCUAUGCUAUGGCUUAAUGGUGAAGGGAGCUUUUUAGUUAUAUCUGGUAUGUUUGGAAAUAUUGAUACAAGAAUCUCGUCUUCUUAAAUUUGGUGAUUUUCUAUCCUAUUCUGAUCUCUCCCAUAUGGCUGAAAA